GUAUCUGCAGUCGCGUCAGGCGCCCACGUGUAUUUUUUGCGUCAUAGUAAUAACAAUAUUAUAAUAUACCUGCAGUGUGUACAUACUAUAACAUUGUUAUGGUAUAGGUACAAUACGGUGCAGGGACUUUACGUAGUAUUGUGUGUUAUAUAAUGUGUGUUGAAAUCUCGUGAAACCAAAUAUUUUAUACGGAUUAAACGUCGUCGUGUAACACUUGCUCAUCUACUAGCCGUAUAUUAACAAUAAUAAUUUUCGGGGUCGUUAAAAUAAUAUGUGUUUGUACUCGACAGAAUCCGCAUAAUAAUAGACGCACGAGAUCAACGUUCUUCCGCGAUCCCGUCGAACUAUGCGAUGCCGAAAUCUUAUAAUAAUAAUUACUCACGGAAAAAUCGUACACAUUAAUACCACCAACCGCCAUCAUUAUUAAAGUGUUUUUUGUCACGAUCGUAUAUAAAAUACAUUUAACAUAAAAUGUAUAAUUUUCUCAUGUAACACGCCACACACAUUACAUUAUAACAACUUGGGCCGAUCGUUGUCGUGUCCAACAAGGUCGCUAUUAUUGAAGAUCAAGGUCCGCGACGUUGGAAUUAUAUUAUAAUAUAUAUUAUGCUUUAUUAAAACUCUUUUAUUAUUUCUUUGUUUUUUUUUGUUUUAUUUCUCGUUUUUUUUUUUUUAACAAAGGGGUUGUCCGUGAACUUCACGAGUAUUUGCAUUUCCCCGUAUUUUUUGUCGUUUUUUUGUUGUUUUAACAUAAAAGUAAUAUCCAGACGCCGUUUGCCAUGACGUCGACACUGUACAAUAAGAUUGGACUUAUACCCAAACAGAAACCGAUUAAAGUAAUGAUCAUGGGACAACCCGGCGUAGGGAAAACUGCACUAUUGGUGCGAUUCGUGACGAAAAAGUUCAUUGGUGAUUACGAUCCCAACCUAGAAAAAAUGUACACAUACCAAGUGUCCAUGGAAUCGGAAAUGGUUAACUUUGAGAUAUUAGACACCGCUGGAUACGUACAAGACAAAUCUUGCAACUUGGAAAUGAACAUGCGCUGGGCUGACGUGUUCAUACUGGUAUACUCCAUUACGGAUAAAUGUUCGUUUGACGAUUGCAGUAGGCUCAAGUUUUUGAUUAACUACAAUAAAAAGAAACGUCGUCUUUCCACUAAAGUAAGAAAUAUGUGAAACCAUUUGAGCCACAUAUGAAAUUAUGAUAUAAUAUAAUAAUAUGAUAGCAUCUU
Acyrthosiphon pisum (pea aphid) is the source of this 1231-nucleotide messenger RNA. Its product is annotated as ras-related and estrogen-regulated growth inhibitor-like. The record is from RefSeq and is a predicted model, not a curated record. Bases 780 to 1175 code for a protein of 131 amino acids. NCBI's taxonomy places the organism in Eukaryota, Metazoa, Arthropoda, Insecta, Hemiptera, Aphididae. Gene Ontology annotation, molecular function: GTP binding; GTPase activity. The transcript is spliced from 3 exons.